AUGGCUUGUGCUGGUAGAUGGGGAUGGCUGCGCCGGGGCGACCCGAAACCCUACGUGCAUGCCUUCUGCUCGACGAAAUGCGCCGGAGCACCACCCAGCGCCUGGGGCCGCGGCCCGGCCGCCGUCAAGCCCGACCGCCUCAGCGCCCUCCCGGACACGCUCCUGCACAACAUCAUGUCGUCCCUCAAGGCGUGGGAGGCGGUCCGCACCUGCGUGCUCGCGCGCCGGUGGCGCCACCUCUGGGCUUCCUCGCCCUGCGUCGACCUCCGCGUGCGCCACUCCUCCGACCGCGACGCCGACCCGCCGGGGGAGUUCCGCCACUUCGUGCAGCGCCUCUUCCUCCUCCGCGACGCGUCGGCGCCCGUGGGCACGCUCCACCUGCGGUCCGGCGACGAGGACGCCGGCUACGACGAGGACGACGCCAGCGCGUGGAUCAGGGCCGCCAUCAACCGCAACGCGCGGGUCAUCCAUCUCGCUGGGCAUCGCUCGGAGAUUGCAUCGUUGGAACGCGUGCAGUUCGUCUCGUGCCACCUCAAGGUGCUGAAGCUGUCGUAUGCCAGGCUCGACGGCCAGAUCCUCAAGCAGCUCUCUUCCAGCUGGACGUCUUUGGAGGAGCUGGAUCUCAAGGAUUGCCUGGUGACUGCUGCCGGGAUUGUGUCUGCCUCUUUGAAGACUUUGAUCAUGCUCAAGUGCAAGAUCAACUGCGCCUUCUCCAUUGCUGCUCCGAACCUCCUACUUCUGCGCCUCACCACGCCUUACGUCCGAGUCCCAUCGUUCAACAACUUGGGGUCACUUGUCACCGGCACUAUCAUACUUGAUGACUCUUUCUUGGGUGAUGACUUUGAACACAUCAGUGAUGAAGAUGACUGUGAUGGAACUACUGAUGAUGAUGGGGAUGAUAGCGAUGAUAAUGAUUGGACAGAUACCUCUAAGAUUCAUGAUGAUGACUCUUCCUUGGGUGAUGAUUUUGAAUAUGAUCAUUUUAUAAGAUUUGGAUAUGGAGAUACUUUUGCUGAAGAAAGUUACACGCAGGGUCGUUACAAGGAUAAUUUUGAUUAUGGUAGUGAUAUCGAUAGCGAUGACAAUACCUAUGAAUACGGUGAGAUUGCAAAUGAUGCAAAGCAUGGCUACAAAGGUAAAGGCCAGAUUUCCAGUAAUGAUGGUAACUAUGGUGGAAACAGAGAAUGCAAUGGUAGGAAGAUUUUAGGUGGACGCCAUAUUCUCGAGUCUCUUUCAAGUGCUAGGACUUUCGAGUUGUUGACUGAUGCGGGAUAGGUGGUUCUGAGUAGGGAACUGGAAAUGUGUCCAAGUUUUGGCAACCUGAAGACCCUGUCCCUUGGCGAAUGGUGUAUGGCUACAGACUUUGAUACACUAAUUUUCUUGCUGCAGCACUCACCUAAUAUACAGAAGCUCUUUCUCCAACUUA
Messenger RNA from Triticum aestivum (bread wheat), 1426 nucleotides. RefSeq names its product MEIOTIC F-BOX protein MOF-like. Gene Ontology annotation, molecular function: protein binding. The record is from RefSeq and is a predicted model, not a curated record. The transcript is spliced from 3 exons. Bases 1 to 1275 code for a protein of 424 amino acids. NCBI's taxonomy places the organism in Eukaryota, Viridiplantae, Streptophyta, Magnoliopsida, Poales, Poaceae.